Messenger RNA from Vombatus ursinus (common wombat), 702 nucleotides. RefSeq names its product E3 ubiquitin-protein ligase HUWE1-like. The transcript has 3 exons. Lineage: Eukaryota; Metazoa; Chordata; Mammalia; Diprotodontia; Vombatidae. The coding region runs from base 38 to 628 and encodes 196 amino acids. The record is from RefSeq and is a predicted model, not a curated record.
GACAUUUUUCAUCUGUUCAGUUGGCUUCACUUCCCCAAUGCUGUUUGAUGAGAGAAAAUAUCCUUAUCACCUUAUGCUACAGAAGUUCCUCUGCUCUGGUGGCCACAGUGCUCUUUUUGAGACUUUCAAUUGGGCUCUUUCAAUGGGAGGCAAAAUUCCCAUAUCUGAGGGACUUGAACAUCCAGACCUGCCUGAUGGCACAGGAGAGUUUCUGGAUGCUUGGCUUAUGUUGGUAGAAAAAAUGGUGAACCCAACAACUAUACUUGAGUCACCACACUCCCUCCCUUCUAAGCUGCCUGGGGGUCGAAACUAUCCACAGUUUAGUGCCCUCCGCUUCCUUGUAGUGACUCAGAAGGCGGCUUUCAACUGCAUAAAGAACCUGUGGAACCGGAAGCCUGUAAAGAUUUAUGGUGGGCGGAUGGCUGAAUCCAUGCUGGCCAUCCUGUGCCACAUACUUCGGGGAGAGCCUGUUAUCCGAGAGAAACUAAACAAGGAAAAAGACGGAGCAAAAGCUGAGGAGGAAUCUGGGCAGGAAGAAGGUAGCUCCCGCCGAGGACCUCAAGUGAAUCAACAACAACUACAACAGGUAGUUCUUUCUCCCUUUCUGGGUAAAUGGGCUGAGGGGUAAAGUUGAAGUCAGUAGACAAUGGGGUAGAAAGCACUCUUUUAUACCUACGUGUUUUGGGCAGAGCAAUUAGGAGG